AUUUUCAAGGACAAAACAAAUAUUCUGAAUACAUUGUCACUUUCGUUCGCAAUAACACGUCAAUUCGCCCUAUUACUCAUAUCAACGUUCGUCAUUCAAUCGUUAAGUGUUUGAUGGAUGCACAAGCCCUCAGUCUUUUACUGAUAUUAGUGUCUUUGCCAGUUGCUUUAGUACAAAAUUGGUAGAUUUUGCUUUUGUUGAACCGCUGAUUUGUAAAAUGUCGUACACUAACGGCACCUCAAAUAGAGGAGGAUAUGAGCAAAUUGGCCCUGAAGCACCGCUUCUAAAUACUGGCCCAUCUUCGGACGGUUCUAAAGGAUCAAGAUUGGUCCAUUUUAUCCUUGGUUCCAUUACUGCUGUUAUUGUAGUCAGUACCUUUAUUGGUUCCUUUAUUUUUCACAAAGAAUCAUCUGUGGCAUUAAAUGUUUUCUUUGCAUCUUGCAUCCUUUUGACUUGCACUUCAAAUAUUUCCCUGAUGAUUUGGUAUCGAAAUCAAGAAGUCACCUCCAUAGUUCGUUUCAUCAUCCACUUCAACUCGAUAAACAUAAUAUUGCUCUGCAUAUGUGCCAACUUGUACCUUCAUGGUUUCUAGCCUUCAGCUUCUUUAUGACAUUUGAUUAAUGACGAACAAGUUAUCUUUUGUAUCAACUAAAUAAUGUGUAAUGCCAGCAGAAAAGAAAUAACAAGACUGAAAAAUUGA
This is a messenger RNA of Daphnia pulicaria, 700 nucleotides long. Its product is annotated as transmembrane protein 243-like. The transcript has 3 exons. NCBI's taxonomy places the organism in Eukaryota, Metazoa, Arthropoda, Branchiopoda, Diplostraca, Daphniidae. The record is from RefSeq and is a predicted model, not a curated record. Bases 218 to 592 code for a protein of 124 amino acids.